AUAGUUGGGCAGCUGAAAUGUGAGGGGUCACAAUGGGAGGAUAAAUACAAGGGCCAGCAGGCUGCGAGGCUGUCGCAGACGAAGGCCUGAUCUCCUUCCCUCUCUCUUCUCUCAGCUCUCCUCCAAAACUCAAAGAGUCAGGAUGCCUCACGCAUACCCCUUCCUCACUCCUGAGCAGAAGAAGGAGCUCAGUGAUAUCGCUCAGAGGAUCGUCGCUCCCGGCAAGGGAAUCCUCGCCGCAGACGAGUCCACCGGAAGUGUUGCCAAGCGCUUCCAGAGCAUCAACGCUGAGAACACUGAGGAGAACAGGAGGCUGUACCGCCAGCUCCUCUUCACCGCUGAUGACCGCAUCAACCCCUGCAUUGGUGGAGUCAUCCUCUUCCACGAGACCAUGUACCAGAAGACGGAUGAUGGCAAGCCCUUCCCCCAGCACCUGAAGGAGAGAGGCAUGGUGGUGGGCAUCAAGGUGGACAAAGGUGUGGUCCCUCUGGCCGGAACCAACGGCGAGACCACCACGCAGGGUCUGGAUGGUCUGUAUGAGCGCUGUGCCCAAUACAAGAAGGAUGGUGCUGACUUUGCCAAGUGGCGUUGUGUGCUGAAGAUCACCCCAACCACUCCCUCAAGGCUGGCCAUCAUCGAGAAUGCCAAUGUCCUGGCCCGCUAUGCCAGCAUCUGCCAGAUGCACGGCAUUGUGCCCAUCGUGGAGCCUGAAAUCCUCCCCGACGGCGACCACGACCUGAAGCGCUGCCAGUACGUCACAGAGAAGGUCCUGGCCGGGGUCUACAAGGCUCUGUCCGACCAUCACGUCUACCUAGAGGGCACCCUGUUGAAGCCCAACAUGGUCACCGCUGGACACUCCUGCUCCCACAAGUACAGCAACCAGGAGAUCGCCAUGGCAACCGUCACUGCCCUGCGUCGCACAGUGCCCCCAGCUGUUCCUGGAAUCACCUUCCUGUCAGGUGGCCAGAGUGAGGAGGAGGCGUCCAUCAACCUGAACGCCAUGAACCAGUGUCCUCUGCACCGACCCUGGGCACUGACCUUCUCUUACGGCCGUGCCCUGCAAGCCUCCGCCCUGAAGGCUUGGGGAGGCAAGAAGGAAAAUGGAAAAGCGUGCCAGGAUGAGUUCAUCAAGAGAGCUCUGGCGAACUCUCAGGCCUGCCAGGGCAAAUAUGUUUCCUCCGGAGCCAGCGCAGCCGGUGGAGACUCGCUCUUCGUGGCGAACCAUGCUUAUUAAGUGUGAAGACUCGGCAGAUUUCCUCUUCACCGCUGUUUUAACAUCACGGGAGAAACAGGCGCUGCAUCGCCACCAUCUUUCACGUGUCUGUCUGCAACUACACAGCCAAAUGGUACAAAUUGACCAGCGUAGGUGAGCUAACCGCGGCUGGGAGGUUGUGUAGGAUAUAGGUCUGCCUCCAUUCCCUUUGAUGAAAACCUUUGUCAGGUGAACAAUUCCCUCAAUAUUUUUACACAUGUUGAACUAUUUUUCGACCGGGUUCCAUCGAGAGCAGUAUAUUAUUCAUACUGACGUCGUGAAAUAAAAUUGUAAACCCUAUAAAGUGUGUCUGAAUUGUGUAUUUAACU
Synchiropus splendidus (mandarinfish) is the source of this 1581-nucleotide messenger RNA. It is a transcript of the gene aldoab, whose product is annotated as aldolase a, fructose-bisphosphate, b. The coding region runs from base 143 to 1234 and encodes 363 amino acids. Gene Ontology annotation, cellular component: cytosol. Gene Ontology annotation, molecular function: fructose-bisphosphate aldolase activity. Lineage: Eukaryota; Metazoa; Chordata; Actinopteri; Syngnathiformes; Callionymidae. Gene Ontology annotation, biological process: fructose 1,6-bisphosphate metabolic process; glycolytic process. The transcript is spliced from 7 exons. The record is from RefSeq and is a predicted model, not a curated record.